Molecule: messenger RNA, 2434 nt
Organism: Gigantopelta aegis
Lineage: Eukaryota; Metazoa; Mollusca; Gastropoda; Neomphalida; Peltospiridae
Product: pre-mRNA-processing factor 17-like
Exons: 14
Coding region: 27-1742 (571 amino acids)
Biological process (GO): mRNA splicing, via spliceosome
Cellular component (GO): catalytic step 2 spliceosome
Molecular function (GO): mRNA binding; protein binding
Source: RefSeq, a predicted model, not a curated record
CAAGACACACACAAGCAUUUUACAAAAUGGCCUCCUUAUUACGUUUGAAUGAUUAUGACAGCCAUUCAAGUGAGGGUGACAGCGAAACAGAUGAAAAAACUGAAGAUUUUACAACUCAUUUACAACCUAUUGAUAAAAGCAAUAGUAUAUCUUCAUCUAUUGCGUUAAAUGCUGCACCGGUUGUUGUUUCAAAUGAUCUUGGAAAGGCACGUGUGAUUGACAAGACCGUAAAAGAAAUAAAGUACAACCCUAAAUAUGAAGAAUUAUAUGCCCCUGAGGCCGGGCCAGAAAACCCAUAUAAAACCCAGCAGUUUUCAUCUAGUCGAAACAUGUUGGCUGGGUUCGUGGAAGAAGCGCAUGUAAACGACUUUCAGUUUGAGAAUCAGAGAAGAACAUUCACAAGUUUCGGUUAUGCCAUGGAUCCGAGCGUCGACAAGGAAGUUGCUGACGAAGUCGUAGUUGGAGACGUAAAAGCUUCAGAAGAAAGCAAAGGCCUUACAGUGUUUGAAACAAAUCCACAAAAAGCUGCGAAAAGGAAAAAGAUGCAAAAUCGUGAUCCAUCUGACAUUGAGGGCUACCUGGGGCCGUGGGGCAAGUACCAGGAUGAACAGACGGUCAUGAAGCCAAGUGAAGAGGAACAAAAGGAGCUUGACGUAAUUCUCGCCAAGCGCAGUAAAGCUGGAAAACAGGUGGAAGAGAAAGCCAUGGAAGAGAAAACAACAUUACACAUCAAAGAUGCCUACGACUACCAAGGCCGAUCAUAUCUUCAUGCCCCGCAGGAUGUUGGCGUGAACCUCAAGUCGGAGUUUCCACCAGAGAAGUGUUUCCUGCCGAAGAAGCAGAUUCAUACGUGGUCUGGUCACUCCAAGGGGGUUGCUGCUAUUCGAUGGUUUCCACAGACUGCCCACCUGUUACUGUCCUGUAGUAUGGACUGUAAGAUAAAGAUUUGGGAGGUAUACAAAGAGAGACGGUGUAUUCGGAGUUACAUCGGCCACAAGCAGGCAGUGCGCGACAUCACCUUUAACAACAGCGGCAACGAGUUCCUCAGCUGUGGAUACGAUAGAUACUGUAGGCUGUGGGAUACAGAAACAGGUGAGUGCAAGUCGCGCUUCACGAGUCGCAAGGUACCGUACUGCAUCAAGUAUCACCCUGAAGAGGACAAGCAACAUCUGUUUGUUGCCGGAACAUCCGACAAGAAGAUUGUGUGUUGGGAUAUCCGGUCGGGGGAAAUCGUUCAGGAGUAUGACCGUCACCUUGGUGCUGUGAACUCCAUUACGUUUGUUGAUCAGAAUCGUCGGUUUGUCAGCACCUCCGAUGACAAGAGUCUCAGGGUCUGGGAAUGGGAUAUUCCUGUUGACUUCAAAUACAUCGCUGAUCCAUCUAUGCAUUCCAUGCCAUCCACAACGUUAUCACCAAAUGGUAAAUGGCUGGCGUGUCAGUCGAUGGACAACAAGAUCUGUGUUUUUAAUGUUCUCAACCGGUUCAAGUUCAUGAGAAAGAAGACGUUCACUGGGCAUAUGGUUGCUGGUUAUGCUUGCUGUGUUGACUUUUCACCAGACAUGAGCUACAUUAUAUCGGGUGAUGCAGACGGCAAGCUGUUUGUUUGGGACUGGAAAAGCACAAAGCUCUACAGCAAGUGGAAGGCACACGAUGACGUCUGCAUUGGAGUCCUCUGGCACCCACACGAGACAUCCAAGGUUGCUACCUGUGGGUGGGAUGGUGUCAUCAAGUACUGGGACUGAUCACAAACGAUGUCGGUAGAGUGGUAUCAGUUGUACUGAUGGAUAAUGAACAGAGUAAGGAUACAGGAAUGUAAUUGCUAUCCAUUUCAUGGCCUAAGCAGUGCUUCAAGCGACCAAGUGGCUCAGCUCUAAAAGCAGAGAUGGAAAGCAGAUUUAAAAGUGCUCUGGAUGUGUAUAGAAUUUGGAAUCCCGUGUUUGGGAUCUUGUGUAGAGAACAAGGUUCUUUUCAGGAAAGCAAAAGUGAAGUCUGGUACAUCAUCACCAGACAGGAUGGCAUUUAAAAAUAAGGAAUAAAAUUGAAGAUCACAAGAUUGUUAAUGACUGGAUGAAAUUUCACAAGAUACCUCAUUUGUCAAUAAGAUAUUUAGGAGAAGCCUGGGUGAAAGAUAACUUGAUGAUAAAGUCAUCUGAAAAAACCAAAUUGCAUCACUAGGGAAGAAAUUGGGUCAGUGAAUGAACAAAUUAGAAAAUAUCUCUUGGUUAUUGCGAAGGAAAAACAAAAAUUGAGAGGGCAUUGAUUGUUCACUGUCGAAUAUCUGGUUUUUAAACACCGCUCAUAUUAUGGUAUGGGAUUGUCAUCCCAAUAUUUCAUUGUUCAUUGUAGUACAUGAUCUCUCACCCUAAUGUAUAUAAUUAUGUACAUUGUGUGUACAUAGCAAUUUUUAAAUAAAACCAUCAUGUUUUUUUAAAAA